AUGACUCGUAGAAAACAGCAAAAACCUGAAAAGGUAAUAGAUGUAAUGGAAGAAAUGUUUAUAGAAGAUUCAGAAUUAAUUAAUCAUCCCUCUUCAUUACCUAAAUUAGAAAGUAUUAAAAAUGAUUUUAAUUCAUUAGAUUCAUUAAAAUAUUCCUCUACAAUUUUAACAAUGCCAAAAAGUCAACCAUCUCAUGACACAUUCCAAUCAGCAUAUGAAACAUUGUUAAGAGGUAUUAAAGAAAGAGAAAUUAAUAAAAAAAUUGCUAAUGAAACAAAUUCAUUAAAUAAAAAUAAACGAAAAAUACGUUUUAUUGAAGAUAAAUUUUGGGCUUUAACUAAUGGAGCUAAUGUUAAUAAGGAACAAGAGAAAAAGAAUGGAGAAUUUGUUGUGCCAACACUAAGUAAUAUACCAAGUAAAGUUGUUAAUGGAAUAGAUAAAAUUGACGGUGAUAAGGCAAAAGUUUUGGAUUUAAGGCUUACAAAAGAUAAAAAUAUUGAAACACCACCAGCUAAUAAAAUUGCUAGAACUGAUGAUAAAGGGAACCAGGAUAACGGAAGUUUUAUUUAUAAUACAAAUAAUUUUGUCAAUGGUAAUUUACUUGGAAAACUUUCAUCUUUAGUUACAAAUGUAGGUGAUACCCCAAAUUUAUCAUAUUUUAUGAAUCAAUCAAAUGGAAUAGGAAAAGCAGAAGAUCCUACAGCAAUAUUUACAUGUCUUCAAUGUUCUGAAAAAUUUCAAACUAUGCAACAAUUGGUUAAGCAUAUGGAAAAAACAUUACACUAUAAUCAAGUUUAUAAUCCAUUUAGAGCAAUGUUAGAAGCAGGAGCAUUUGGCAUGUUUCCACAGUUUUUCGGGCCACAAUUUUAA
Messenger RNA from Strongyloides ratti, 870 nucleotides. RefSeq names its product Zinc finger, C2H2 domain and Zinc finger C2H2-type/integrase DNA-binding domain-containing protein. The record is from RefSeq and is a predicted model, not a curated record. The transcript is spliced from 4 exons. Bases 1 to 870 code for a protein of 289 amino acids. Lineage: Eukaryota; Metazoa; Nematoda; Chromadorea; Rhabditida; Strongyloididae.